Folsomia candida is the source of this 1000-nucleotide messenger RNA. Its product is annotated as lysozyme. Gene Ontology annotation, molecular function: lysozyme activity. The transcript is spliced from 8 exons. The record is from RefSeq and is a predicted model, not a curated record. Bases 195 to 749 code for a protein of 184 amino acids. Lineage: Eukaryota; Metazoa; Arthropoda; Collembola; Entomobryomorpha; Isotomidae.
AGGUGUUGGUGAUGAGUGCGUGGUACCCAGUAGUAAACUUGAUUGAAAGAGGAUGAGACCACUUUUGCUCUGUUGCUUCCUAAUAAAGUAGUGCAAAAUAGUGCAACAAGGAACGGAGAAAAUUUUAAAAUUUGACGUCGCGUUAAAAGUUGUGCCAAGUUUUUUAAAAGAUAUUGCAGGUAGUAAGUGUCAUCAUGGAAAGGAUUUACAGCGUCACCUUCCUCUUAUUCUUCGUAGCAGCCAACUUUAUGUUUGUGGCGUUAUCAUUUCCGCAACAAGAUUUUGGAAAUGAGCAGGGUUUUUUUAAUAGCGAAUUUCCAGACUCAAGUUCAAAGCGUGGAAUAAAUCCCAUGACCGAGUCUUGUUUAGCCUGCAUUUGCCAGGCAUCUACUAAUUGCAACUUGACCACCAGAUGCAUUAGCAGUGAUAAAUAUUGUGGACCGUUUCUAAUUUCCAAACCAUACUGGCUUGACGCAGGUCAACUCACCAUUAAAUUUGACGAGCCAUCAAGAGACGGAGCGUUCUUUGCUUGUGCUACCGAUCCGAUAUGUGCAGCACAGACGGUGCGCACGUACAUGCUAAGAUAUCAAACGGACUGCAAUAAUGAUGGGAUAAUUGACUGCGACGACAUGGGCAGGACGCAUCUCAUGGGAGCAGACGACUGUUCGAACCAAAGGGUCACGUCAACGCCUUUUUUUAAACGAUUCAGAAAAUGUUAUGAUGCUGUUCUCCAGCUCAAUGCAUCAUAAGAUAAUUAUUGUUUAGAUGGGCGAUCAUCAUUGCCCAUGAUGAUGUAUGUACAUAUUGUAUUAAUUAAGGCACGCUACAAAAAAGUUGGAAUUGGAUCCGGUUCACAACAUGUACUCACUUUAUAUUUAUUUGUAAUUUCUAAUUCCCUUUGUUACCACUUACUUACCACUGAUAUUUUAUGGCAUGGGCGUGAAACACAUAGCACCACAAAUAAUAUAUAAAUAAUAAAGGUGAACUAAAGGUAUUUCUA